Messenger RNA from Fonsecaea pedrosoi CBS 271.37, 1890 nucleotides. RefSeq lists its product as uncharacterized. The record is from RefSeq and is a predicted model, not a curated record. Gene Ontology annotation, biological process: DNA-templated transcription. The coding region runs from base 1 to 1890 and encodes 629 amino acids. Gene Ontology annotation, molecular function: zinc ion binding; DNA binding. NCBI's taxonomy places the organism in Eukaryota, Fungi, Ascomycota, Eurotiomycetes, Chaetothyriales, Herpotrichiellaceae. The transcript is spliced from 6 exons.
AUGGAUAGAGUCUGGUCCGACUUCAAUUUCAAUUUGCCCGCCUCGCUCCUCGCCGACGAUGGCAUCUUCAAUGGCCCGACCAAAGAGGCCUUCGAGACGGCACGACGCAAAAGGAGGCGCCCAACCUCCGAUCAAGAUAUGUUCCUGGCCUGCAACGCCUGCAGGCAGAAGAAGGUCAAGCUGGAAGCGGAGCUGCGCAAGCACGGCUUGGACGUCCCUCCCAGCAGCGAACCAGCAGGCGAGCCCACCGAUGUAUCAUCCCAGUUGUCGGACUCCACGCGCCAUGAAUCCCUCAACUCUUCUCGAGGAGGCAUCCAGUCCAGGAGGUCUUCUACCAAUCUAAUUGGCAGGCUUUGUCGGGCUGAGCCACGGAUCAGUACAGACCGAGCAGGUCGGCUGCAUUUCUACGGGCCCUCUUCCAGCCUCCACACCGCCGAGAGUAUAUCUUCUUGGUUUUCAUGUAGCGAGACGCUGGGAGGGGUGCCGCAAAACAAUGCCCGCGAGCUGCCAUGUAAGCUCCAGAAUCACCUCCUCGACCAUUAUUGGAAGUACCAGCAUGGAGUCAUCCAAUUGGUUAACCGACAAGCCUUUUUGAGCGACAUGGAAGCCGGUCGUUGCCGGUACUACAGCAAGGCUUUGCUCUACGCCAUAUUGGCCUCGGCCGCCAGGGUGUCAGAUUACCCGGAGAUCAGGGCUCUGGUGGUGCCGGCCGAGGUUGAGACACACAGCUACCGUUGUGAAGAGCCUUAUCUGUUCCGGAAAGCCACCACUCUGGUGGAAGAGGAGCUACAGAAUGAUGCAAGCGUGACCACUGUGCAGGCUCUGGGCCUGUUGAGCGUAAUUUGUGUUUCUUACUCGGGUUCGGACGUGAGAGGAUGGAUGGACUCAGGUCGCGCCAUCCGUCUCGCUUUCGAAUUCGGCCUCAACCACGAGCUCUCCAAGGUGCGAGAGGACAGCUGCACCCAGAUGGACUCGGAAGUUCGUAGAACUGCAUUCUGGGGCUGUUUCACCUUGGAUCAGUUGUGGUCGACAUACCUUGGGCGACCUCAUCUGAUAAGCCUCGACGAUGUCACGCAAAGUCGUCCUGCAGCAUCACCGGGCGAGCACAAGUGGGACGAUAUCAUUGCUGGUGCUUGGGCUGGCCUGAGUGAACUCCUCGAGCGCAUAUGCGAUUCCAUAAAUCGAAAACUUCCGUCGAACAUGCUCCUGCAACAAGACGCGCGCAAGUGGCUGUCAGCGCUACAUCCGAGCCUUCAUUACGCUCCAGAGUCGCCACCCGCUGUUCACGUGUUACAUCUCCAUUAUCACAGUGCCUGCAUGCUGGAAAGGCUCUCAGAAGCUCGUUUCGGGGCAGCGAUCCCAGAUAUUUCCCCGGAGACGGUUACUGCCCGCUCGACCUGCAUCAGUCACGCCCUACGGGUCGCAGCCAUCACCAAAGACUAUAGAACUCAUCACGGAAGUGCGCGGACCAUGAUAGGUAACUCAAUCUCCGGCAUCAUCGUCGCAGUGUUGGUUUUGAUAGCGAACUGGAUGGACAGAGGGGAGAGCGAUGCGGGCGAGUGCCUCGAACUCGUCGAUUCGUGUGUCCGCAGCGUGCAAGAGAUGCAAGUCUCCUUCGCCUGCGCGCGGACCCUGUCCAAGCAGGUGCUCUAUCUAAUGCGCCGAUAUAACUUUCCUUCGCUCCCUUCACAAAGCCGGACCACGUGGAACGAGGCUGACAACAGUCUCUUGUCUCAAUUGAGUCAAUCGCUCCCAAUCUUCUCUUCGGAGCCAGGUUCUGUGAUAUCUCAUGAGCACGACCUCGACCUGUUUCCUGCAAUGUUUGAACACGGAGGGUUUGAGAUGUCGAUGCCAUGGACCAUGUCACCCGAAGUGAUGGGUCUCUUAUAG